Molecule: messenger RNA, 225 nt
Organism: Alternaria arborescens
Lineage: Eukaryota; Fungi; Ascomycota; Dothideomycetes; Pleosporales; Pleosporaceae
Exons: 1
Coding region: 1-225 (74 amino acids)
Source: RefSeq, a predicted model, not a curated record
AUGGGAUGUAAAACGGAUGUUCGUGUGUCCGAGAGCCACAAUAAUAGGGCGCCCACUAAUGCGCUGCCUGUCCCUUCCAGUAUCACGGCAGCGCAUCAGGCUGAAGAAGAACCGUUCCUCGCCGAUCAUUCAAGCCCUCAAGCCCUCGGUGAGGCUGCCAUACGAGUUAACGAGACACUGUACGACCGGGCACUGGGCACUCGGGUCUAUCGCGGCGAGAGCUAG